Messenger RNA from Orussus abietinus, 4384 nucleotides. RefSeq names its product formin-2. The record is from RefSeq and is a predicted model, not a curated record. Gene Ontology annotation, molecular function: microtubule binding; actin filament binding. Lineage: Eukaryota; Metazoa; Arthropoda; Insecta; Hymenoptera; Orussidae. Gene Ontology annotation, biological process: actin filament network formation; actin nucleation; intracellular signal transduction. Gene Ontology annotation, cellular component: cytoplasm; cytoskeleton; actin filament. Bases 122 to 3574 code for a protein of 1150 amino acids. The transcript is spliced from 10 exons.
GCGAACCAGUGCCGCGAAAUCUUCCGGGCGAGGAAGGCAAGCGAUCGGGAAUCCGGGAAUCGGCUCCGGUGGGCCGAGAGAGGGCGAGCGUCGCGGCGCAGGGCGCCUAUAUCGACCGACGAUGGACGCGGGGAGCGGCGCAGCCGCGGACGCGACGCGCCCCGCCGGCACCUCCAUCCGCGACGUCGUCCGGCUCUGGAUCGACGCCCUGAGGAUCCACGACGCGGAGCCCGUCCCGCGGACUGCCAUGGGGAACCUCCAGAGCGAGGGCAAGAAGAAAGCCAGGAAGUCGAGAGGCUCCGCCGGGACCGAGCCGGAGCCGGCGAGCGCCUCCUUCGAGCGAGUCCACCCUCCGACCAAGAGACCGGCCCCGAAGCCGCCGGGGCCGCCGGGGCCCCACUCGCGCCAGGUGACGACGGCGGAGCCUCUUCCUCUCCUCGUGACCGACUCGUGGCGGCGGGCCAACCGGCCCGCGCCCGGGACCCCGACGCCGCCCAGCCAGCAGUCGUCCAGCGACAGCGUCUUCACGGAUCCGGAGGACGCGAUGCUCGUCGCCGCGGACUCGGCUCCCGCGGCCCUGAAUCUGCCCCGGGACUCCAAGCCCGAGUGGUCCCCUCGAGUACAGGGGCAGUUCACCGUCUCCAAGCACAAGAGGAUCGAGCUGUCCCCGGCCUCGCCUCGACUCGGAGUCCCGACGACCCCGACGUCGGCGAGGAGGUUCAGCGCGUACGAGUCGAGUCCCGAUGGCGGCACCGUGCUCAGGAGGGUGGCCAGCCUCACUCUGGACCGGGCGACCUUGGAAGCCAGAUCCCACGCCAGACCCAGGACCGUGCCCAGAAAACUGGACUUCAAGAUGUACGACAAGUUCGAAGGACAACAUUUGCUGAAUUGGCUGACGAGCGACGUGGCCGAUCACCUCAAGGGACCCUUGUCGGAACUCGAGGGCAAGAAACUCGUGGCAUCGUUUUGCGAACGAUUGGUGACCGCUGGGGUCUUGAAACCGCUUCCGGAAAAGGGAUCCGCAAGGAACGCCGACUUUACGUCGGAGCAGAUGUACUCCUGGGCGCACCAGGAAACUCCUUCGCCCCUCGAGGAAGUCCGGGAGAAAUCGACUUCCGAAAAGUCGGCCUGGGAGUCCGCGAGGCGUCUUAGGGAGGAGCUCGAAAGUUUGCGCUCCGAGGUCGAGAGACUUCGCAAACUCGUCAAGGAAUCCCAGACGCGCUGCGAGGGCAGGUCCACGCAGACUUCGCCGACUUUGUUGUCCCCUGUUCGAGCUGCCAAAGCGAGUUCACCCAAGAGCAGGACCCACGAAGGCAUCAAGACUCCUGACAAAAGUUGCGAAAGCGGUAGGUUUACCGCCACCUCCGUGGACCUCUCACCGAUCCUCUCGGAAAAGACGUUCUCGUUUUUAUUCGAGGAUUCAAAAAACGACGCUGCCAUGGUGUCCGAUUUGUCCUCGUUAGACGAACGGCAUCGGUCGAGAGACCCUCGCGAUACGUCGAACGUUUCGAAACGAGCCGGUGGGGUGGUCGGCAGGACCGAUGACGAACCUGAUGAAAAAGAAUCGCCAGCGGAUAACGAAGUCCAAGAUUCUUUGGGAUCGGCGAGGAAGACGUCCGACGAUACCGAAGGGCCCUUGGGACAGGUGGUGGCAAGAGGGUCUCCGUCGAGUGGAAGGAGUCGGACGUUAGAAGGAGAAUCAUCGGCACCGCCGCCCAUGCCGGAAGGUCCAGUAUCUGGUUUACCUCCACAAUUUGAUGGACCACCCGCCCCACCGCCUCCUCCUCCUCCUCCUCUUCCUCCAUUACCUCUGGAAUACUCGGUUCCCCCGCCUCCACCUCCACCUCCACCUCCACCUCCACCUCCACCUCCACCUCCGCCGCCCCCGCUUCCAGGAGCUGGAUUUCCUCCGCCACCUCCUCCUCCUCCUCCUCCAUUUCCUAGCACAGGAAUUCCUCCGCCGCCUCCGCCACCUCCGCAACCUCCUCCUUGUCCUGGAGCUGGAAUUCCUCCGCCACCGCCUCCACUUCCAGGGGUUGGGAUCCCUGCGCCACCUCCACCACCCGGUACGGGAUUUCCGCCACCGCCUCCUCCACCUGGAGGAAUUCCUCCACCACCUCCUUUUCUGGGAGGGUCGGGACCACCGCCUCCACCUCCAAUGGGUGGUCCAGCCUCGCUGCCACCUCCGCCAGUCGGUGGGUGGAAUCCACCUAGUCGAGCCGGAAUGAGGAAACAACCUCUGAAUCCCGAUGUCCCCAUGAAGCCACUGUACUGGACAAGAAUUCUGGUCCCAGCAACCGCGGUCCCGGUUACCACCGUCGAAAGUCCCGAUUCCCCUCCAGAAGUUCCCCUGUGGAUGGAAAUAGAAGAGGAACGGGAGGUCAACAUGAAGGAGUUCGCCGAGCUGUUUUCGCGACAAGUGGCCGAGCGGAAGCCGACCAAGAAGACGAACGAGGCCGUCUGCUCCUCCAAGGUAGAACCGGUGAAAAUCCUAGACUCGAAGAGGUCUAAGACGGUCGGCAUCUUGGAGAAGAGUCUACACGUUGACUUCAACGAGGUGGAAAACGCAAUUUACACUCUGGAUACCAGCGUGGUCAGCUUGGAGGCCUUGCAACAGAUUUACGAGAUCAGACCGACUCCCAAGGAACUGGAAGAGAUCGCCAACCACGAGCGGACGCAUCCGGACGUCCCCCUGGAUCGUCCGGAAAUGUUCCUGAAAAGGCUCUCCGGCAUCGAGCACUUCUCCGAGAGGCUUACCUGCUUGAUGUUCCAACCCGAGUUCCAGGACGCCGUCUCGACGGUCUCCACCAAACUGACUAACCUGCGCGUAACCUGCGAUUACCUGAAAAAUUCGAGUUCCCUGAAAAGGGUGAUGGCGACUAUCCUGACUCUGGGAAAUUACAUGAACGGUGGGAACCGGAUGAGAGGUCAGGCCGAUGGCUUCGGCCUAGAAAUACUCGGCAAGUUGAAAGAUGUCAAGUCGAAAGUUCCGGGGAUUACGUUGUUGCACUACGUGGUAAGGGCGAGAUUAGCGCAAGAGAAGGACUGCAGUUUUGAUGAACCGUUACCGUUACCGGUUCCAGAGCCAGCCGACGUAGAGGCGGCUUCUACUAUCAGUUUUGAGGACAUUACCAAGGAGCUCGACAGGCUCGAGAGAGAACUCGAGGCUUGCAAAGUCAAGAGCAAAAUCGUCGAGGCAUCGGAGACCGAAUCCGGGGGACCCUUCGCCGAGAAGAUGAGCGCCUUUUUGACCGGAGCCGUGACGGAACUGGCAAACGAGAAAGAGGGUCUUCGAGAAGCUAAGCUCAAGUUCAAGGCCGUCAUGCAAUUUUAUCAAUACAUCCCGAAAGGUGCUACCCUUGAGACGGCGGAUCCGCAUGAUUUUUUCGCACUUUGGAUCAGCUUUUGUCAAGACUUCAAGGACAUUUGGAAAAAGGAGCAGCAACGCCUGAGGAAAGAACGCCUUGAGGAAACGCGGAAGAAAUAUGGAUCAAGAAGACACAUUGAGAAGCCAUUAAAAAAGAGCGAAGGUGGCUUGAAAGCUCGACUGCAAAAGCUCGCUGGAAAGCGGUAAAAUUUUGAAAACUGGUGCCAGCAUCGAAAAGGCAAGAUUCGAAGUUCAGUUUUUUUUUUACCCGAGAUUGCCACGGUUUGAAAAUCUUCAUAUCAUGGAUAACAGCGUGACAUCGUUAAGUACAGGGCAGAAGCACCCACCCUAGCCCAAUGUACGUACUUCGGGUCUAGCGAUAAUAAUCUUGUGAAAAAAAUUAAUUUCGAAUCUUAACGUCGCAAUAAUUUUGUCAGCCUUCGUGUCUAUGAGGCUUUAGCUUAUGCACGUUGUCAUAUUAGGUGCAGCCUACUCGUGUUUCUUCGGCGAUAACUUAUACAUGAAAAUUGUAAAUACAUAUUUAUUGAACGAUUAACAUUAAACGAAAAUAAGAUUUUUUGACCACCUUCGCAUAAAAAUUGCUCGGAAUUCGCGUAGAUUUUCUUACCAUGAUCAAAAAGCAGGACACGCGGUAAUAAGAAAUACGAUGAAAGUAGCGAUACCGAAUCGUUUACUAUGACGGGUCAUAAAAUAUAAAAUAACCCGUAAGUAGAUAAUCUUACUUCUUCGAUCUUGCACACCUUAAUUCUAAAUGCCGUAAAAAAUUGAUUAUAAUCUUUUCUUAAUACGAGUUAUUCCACGGUACAUCUAUACCCAUGUAUCCGCGCAAUCUUAAAAGAAUAAUGAUUUAUCACAGAAGGGUUAGGGUAAACGCUCCGUUUGUCCGUUCCAAUAGCAACAAUGAUUCGAUGAUGCCGAAAUAUCCGCACAUGGCAUAUACGAAAUACCCCUAAACUACUACUAUUUUAUUUAAUAAAAUGGUCAACCGUGCCCUCA